AUGGCUGCCUCCUUAGUAUCGUGCGGGUUACAUAUGAGGAGGUCCGGGAGACUUGUCAAAUUGUUCCAGAAUUUAGAUUCACACGUCUCAAGGAGGUUAGGGACCACUACUUCAGCCGAAAAAGUAGAUGUUGACAAGACACACCAGGCCGUUUGUGUUGUGAUUUCAGAUGUCAGGAACAUCAGAAAGUCAUAUUUCGCCAUUCAAGAAGAGGGGCAAGAACAAGCCGAGAGAUCAGUUCUCAUCAGCUGCCCCCCUAAAUUCAGCGAGGAAAGGUUUUUAAAACACUUAUCCAAACAUGGAGACAUCAGCAACUACUUCUUUUAUUACAGCUAUGGCAUCUAUGCUGUGGUUGAAUUCUCCAAUAGGGAUAGCAUUGCCUCCAUGAAGGAGAGCUCUCGCAUCCCCAUUGUCCAACACGAAGCCGCUGUGCCUUUUAAAUCCCGCCUCUUCUCCUUAAAAUCCACUGGAGCACUGAACCAAUCAGACAGCCCGAACACAGUCAAGUGCCAGCAGCAUGCACCACUCCCCAUUAACCAACUCACUCAGCGCCUUUCUAAAGAGGAAAGUAUGGAUCGGCAGCUUCAGUCCCUGAUGGAGGCGUAUCAGCUGACGGAGGACAAUGUGCGCCUGCGUUUCCUCGUCUGCUCGCUGCUUCGGGACAUAGCUGCCGCAUAUUUCCCAGAAUGCACCAUCAGGCCGUUCGGCUCCAGCGUGAACGGCUUUGGUAAACUGGGCUGUGACCUUGACAUGUUCUUAGACUUGGAUGCCAUCAGCGGUGGAAAGCCAAAAAAGUCAGAUUCGGGUCUAUCUCUAGAGUACCAGGUGAAGCGGGGAGCGUCGGAGAGGUCUGUGACCCAGAGCAUCCUCUCUGUCAUCGGGGAAUGUGUGGACCAGUUCGGCCCCGGGUGUGUGGGGGUCCAGAAGAUCCUGAACGCACGCUGCCCCCUUGUCCGAUUUUCACACCAGCCCUCGGGCUUUCAAUGUGACCUUACUGCUAAUAACAGGGUGGCGAUGAAGAGCUCUGAGCUCCUGUAUCUGUACGGGCAACUUGACGAGCGCGUGCGCUGUCUGGUGUUCACCGUGCGCUGCUGGGCUCGUGUUCACGGCAUCACCAGCAGUAUACCCGGGGCCUGGAUCUCCAACUUCUCCCUCACUGUCAUGGUACUGUUCUUCCUCCAGAGGAGGAGUCCGGCUAUUCUGCCCACGCUAGACCAGCUGAAAGAUCUAGCAGCUGCGUCGGAUAAAUGUGUUAUUGAAGGGAACGACUGCACAAUUGUGAGUGACCUCAGCAAGAUUAAACUGCAGAACAACACAGAGUCACUAGAAAAACUGCUGCAGGAAUUCUUUGAGUUCUAUGGCACCUUUGCCUUCAACAAAAUGUCCCUCAACAUCCGUAAGGGCAAAGAGCAGAACAAACCCGAGUCGGCCGCCCUGUACAUCCAGAACCCUUUUGAAACUUCCUUGAACGUUAGCAAGAACGUUAACGCAACACAGCUGGAACGCUUCGUGGCUUUGUGCCGCGAGAGCGCCUGGAUGCUCCAGCAAGGGGAGGUCCUUAAACGAGGCUCCGCCCAGUCGUCUGGCUCCGUCCCGCCCUGGGGACUGGCGGCGCUUCUCCUCCCCUCGGUUGCCGAGGGAGCGGGGGUGAAAGGUCGCAGGAAGCGGAAGAGAGAGCCAGCAAGCGAGAGAAUAAAGAGUCUACUGGACUCCCUCAAGUCCAAUGGGGGAGGAAAGAAGAACCAACGCAGCUAGGA
Molecule: messenger RNA, 1757 nt
Organism: Chanos chanos (milkfish)
Lineage: Eukaryota; Metazoa; Chordata; Actinopteri; Gonorynchiformes; Chanidae
Gene: mtpap
Product: mitochondrial poly(A) polymerase
Exons: 9
Coding region: 1-1755 (584 amino acids)
Biological process (GO): RNA 3'-end processing
Cellular component (GO): mitochondrion
Molecular function (GO): poly(A) RNA polymerase activity
Source: RefSeq, a predicted model, not a curated record